AUGGUGCAGGAGGCAGUGUCCUGGGUGGUGCAGAGCAUGGUCCUGGAUGGUGCAGGAAGCAAUGGCCAGGGUGGUGCAGAGCAGUGGUCCUGGGAGGUGCAGGAGCAGUGGUCCAGGAUGGUGCAGGAGAAAAUUUGGGGAGCAGUGUCCUGGAUGGUGCCAGGAGCAGUGGUCCUGAUGGUGCAGGAGCAGUGUCCUGGUGGUGCAGGAGCAGAGUCCGGGAUGGUGCAGGAGCAGAGGUCCCUGGUUGGUGCAGGAGCAGAGGAGCAGAGGUUCCCUGGAUGUGCAGGAGCAGAGGUCCUGGAUGGUGCAGGAGCAGAGGUCCUGGAUGGGCAGGAGCAUGUGUAA
Knipowitschia caucasica is the source of this 348-nucleotide messenger RNA. NCBI's taxonomy places the organism in Eukaryota, Metazoa, Chordata, Actinopteri, Gobiiformes, Gobiidae. The record is from the annotation of a GenBank genome assembly.